Branchiostoma floridae (Florida lancelet) is the source of this 3155-nucleotide messenger RNA. RefSeq names its product D-beta-hydroxybutyrate dehydrogenase, mitochondrial-like. The record is from RefSeq and is a predicted model, not a curated record. Bases 1366 to 2475 code for a protein of 369 amino acids. The transcript has 9 exons. Gene Ontology annotation, molecular function: oxidoreductase activity. Lineage: Eukaryota; Metazoa; Chordata; Leptocardii; Amphioxiformes; Branchiostomatidae.
ACAGUACUCAGCCUGCUCGAGCACUCCGCCCGGAGUUUCUUUGACCCCUUCCCACCACUGUCUGCCAGCAGACAGCCGGCAAACACCGUGAAGCCCAGCGAGUCCAGGCGUUUGGCCAGUCCAAAUCCGAAACCACUAUCACAACCUGUUUAAAUAAAGCCAGACAUGUAGGAUAUGCGGAACAACGCGGAAGAUGUUGUUAAGGAGGACUAUGGCAUGGAGUAUUUCGACUUCAAGAUGGAACAACUCUUGAUUGAUGACCAGGGCGAAAGUGCUGCGAGGGAUCCAACAACUGUGAUAGACGCUAUGGUGGACGCCGUCACCCUGACCACGCCUUCACAUCGCUAUUUGGUAGGGUCGAGUUUUGAGGACUACGUCACUUGGAUGUGGUUGGGCUACUUUCCCACACGGUGGACGGGUUCUACCCUGCUGACUGAUAAGGAGGGGGACCCCAAACCAGCCAUGCUGAAGAAAAAUCAGUAGAACAGUUCUCAGAGUUCCGACUAAUUUUUCCAUCAUUAAUGUCGAAAAGUAACAAUAUCGUAUGAUGGAUUUGUCACGUUUAUUUUGUAGGCUGAGUUGAGUUGUUCAGAAACCUAUUCAGCAUGUAGUUAUGUCCAUGUAUAUUAAUGAAUUAGAAUACUUCGAGAUUGAUAGCCCGAUUAGAACUCUACCUCUGUAGUUGUUGCAUAUGCAUUCUGAAUAAAAAGAAAAUAUCAUUUUGUCUGAUUUUAUAGUUGCAUUAAGGUCACACUAGUACUGCUCCUAUGGCACUAGACUUUGCUUCUACAAGUUUGAUUCCUAACAAGAAAAGUCUACCAGAAACGUGAAAAUAGUCAUUUGUAAUAUGGAUGCUCAUCAAGACCACAUGUAUUGUUAGUUGGUCUGCAGACUCUGUGAUUGACUAGGUGUAGGCAGACAUAACCACAUCAACAGCAUGUUACAUCAUUAGAGAUGAAUUUCUAGAUCUCUAAGUCUUUGGUGUACAGAAAAUGUUUAGUAAAAUUUUGAUAUUGUACGUAGACUGGUUCUUUUAUAACCUACAACGUAAGUAACGUCAGCAUUUAACUUUUCUAUGGACACUGUGCCUGUUUGAUAAAUAAUCUGUACAAAUUCACGUUCUUGAAGAAAUGAUCAUUAUUGCCAACAGCUUCACAGCUAAUCAAUGUCAAACAACCGUGACAUUUGGACACACCUUGCCCUGCAUUAGAUAGUGACACUGAUUACAGGUCAAAGAAUCACUGGUCAAAGUCAAAGUCCAUCCAACCUAUUACAAUAUUCAUGACUGUUUUGAUGACAUACUUGUGGCGGGGCAGGUGAAAGUUCAAAAUUCACACGCAGCACGACAGGUGCACAGUUGUAACAAUGAUGAAGCCUCUACACAUGUUCUACUGCGCGUGCCUGCUCGGUUUGACCACCAUUUCUGGCUUGUUGUCGUUGUUGUACCACUGUGCACCUGUCCUGUACUACCUGUGCACGGGGAUACUACUGGGUUCAGUGGGAUACUGUGUGGUUCUGUACUUGGCGCCGAAGAGCCGAGUGAGCGGGGAGGGCAAAGCUGUCUUCAUUACAGGUUGUGAUAGUGGUUUCGGAUUUGGACUGGCCAAACGCCUGGACUCGCUGGGCUUCACGGUGUUUGCCGGCUGUCUACUGGCAGACAGUGGUGGGGAGGGGUCGAAAAAACUCCGGACGGAGUGCUCGAGCAGGCUGAGGACUGUUCAGAUUGACGUCACUGAUGAUGGACAGGUCCAGGCCGCUGUACAACACGUCAGGGACAGUCUACCGACUGGGUCUGAAGGUCUUUACGCAUUGGUGAACAAUGCUGGAGUCUGGCAGCCCGGAGAGAUAGAGUGGGUCAGCAUGGCCACCUACCGACGUGUGAUGGAAGUGAAUACCUUCGGUACCGUGCGGAUCACGAAGUCAUUCUUGCCUCUGAUUCGUCGGGCAAAAGGCCGUGUCGUGAACAUCUCCAGUGUGAGGGGGCUUCACGCAGGACCCAUGGCCGGAGCCUACUCCAUGGCCAAGGCCGCCAUGGAAUUUUUCUCGGACGCCUUAAGACAUGAGAUGCACAAGUGGGGAGUCAAAGUCGUCAUCGUGGAGCCUGGCGGCUUUGCACGGGCUACAGAUAUCACAUUGCCUGCUAUCAUCAAUAGGUUAGUUGAGGAUAUGCGGAACAACGCAGAAUAUGUUGUUAAGGAGGAUUAUGGCAUGGAGUAUUUCGACUUCACGAUGAAACAACUGAGGAUUGAUGACCAGGGCGAAAGUGCCGCGAGGGAUCCAUCGGCUGUGAUAGACGCUAUGGUGGACGCCGUCACCCUGACCACCCCCUCACAUCGCUACUUGGUCGGGUCGAGUUUUGAGGACUACGUGGCUUGGAUGUGGUUGGGCUACUUUCCCACACGGUGGACGGGUUCUACCCUGCUGGCUGAAAAGGAAGGGGACCCCAAACCAGCGAUGCUGAAGAAAACUCACUAGAACAUUUCUCAGAGUCCCGGCCGCUUUUUGUCCACCAUUAAUGUCGAAAAUUCGAAAUAUCGUAUGAUUAGUCACUGUUAUUUUGUAGUUUGUUUAAAUUGUAAAUUGGUAAAAUCCAAACGUGGUGACCCCAGGAGGUAACGGCAGCUACUAGACAUGUAGUUUUGUACCCGUUUAUAAUUUUGAUUGAUUUUUGAUGGUUGCAUUCUGAAUAAAAAGACAGUAUCAUAAAAUGUUGUAUAAUUCUAUAGUUGCAUUCAGGUCACAAUGUUCCGUCAUUAUGAUACUGGACCUCUACACACAGGUUAUCCCACAGAGUCUUAACAAGAAAUGUCUAUCAGAAACGUGGUAAUGUCUAUUUGUCAUAUGCUCAUCAUGACUCAGACCACAUAUAUUGUUAGUAAGCCCGCCAAACUCUGUGAUCGACUAGGUGUAGGCAGACAAUCACAACAUCAACAGAAAGCAAGCUACAGCAUUACAGAUAAAUUUCUAGAUCUCUAAGUCUUUGGUGCACAGAAAAUGUUUAAUGAACUUUUGCUAUUGUACGGAGACUGAUUCCUUUGAUAACUUACAACGUCAAUUACGUCAGCAUUUUACUUUUCUGUGGACACUGUGCCUAUUUGAUAAAUCAUCUGUAGACAUUCACGUUCUUGAAGAAAUGAUCCUGAUUGCCAACCGCU